AUGGACCCAUUGAGCGUGACUGCCUCAAUUGUCGGGCUUCUCGCGGCAGCUGGUAAGGUUGGAGAGACUCUUACUCCAGUCAUAUCCAACUUCAAGAAUGCGCCACGAGCUAUCGAAUCAGUGGCCGCUGAGGUUCAGGACUUCCGGACUGUUCUUUCUUCGCUGCAGCAAUUCUUGCUCAACCUGAGUUCAGCCUCGCCCCGCAGAGCGGCAUUGAUACAACUCGAUCAAGUCAUUGUCACGCUGACGGACUCUGUGCUUACCUUCUCUGAGCUUGAGGCUGUUGUUGUACCGUUGCAGGCUCCUCCGGGGUCUGAGCUCCUAAUUAAAAGUCGAUUCAAAUGGGUUACACAGGAAUGCAUCGCUCGGGGACUUUUAGAGAAACUGCAAAGGAAUAAGUCCUCGCUCUCGCUGAUGUUGAUUAUUCUUCAGUGGUUUGUCAUGCCCCUUCUUGAGGUUGGAAAUUAUCUGCUCAGCCGUACUGAUGACGCUAGUCAAUCAAACCUCGAUGCUGCCGAUGCUCAGUCGGCGCUCGAGACUCAUAUCGCCACGCUUCUAGAUGGUAACCAAGCCCUGUCGCAAACACUAGACGGUCUAAGAGAUGCAUUCGACGCGCGUAGUAUGAUCACUAGACGGAUAGAUGACCAGAGCAUCGAUGGAGCAGACGACGACAGCAGAACCAUCACCUCAGCAACGCGACAAGCGAAUCGAUCCAGCGAGACCAUUCUGCAAGCGUCAACCCUGCGCUUCGCAUUCGAAGAUGACCUGGAUGCAUCUCGAGUCUACAGACAAGCCAAGCGGGACGCAUGUGAUUGUUCUUUUACCAGUUCCAUUGUGAGAACAGAUGCUUGGUCCAUCUUCUCCGGCCUCAGUCUGGCUGAUCUCUCCGUUAUCUCCGUCAUUGCUCUGCCGUUGUGUUCUCUUGAUAUAACAAACGCUCGGCACUACACUUUCGGAAGUCUCCAGGCUGCUGACCCUCUCGCACAGUCUGUUCCGCCAGACGGGAUCUGGACAACCCCGCCGACGCUGCUCGACCUGAAUGGAAGCCAUGGAGUAAACAACGAGGCAACAACUCAAGGUGCCGAACCAGAGUCCAACAGUCCUGCAUGGAAAAAACCCACUACCAAUGGAGAGAUGGAGACAAAUCCGCUCAGCGGCCCUCAAAUUGGGCCAUAUGAGGACGACAAAGCUGAACAACGGCCGGAGACAAAGGCAGAGAAGGAGCAAUGCGGAGACCAGCAGGACGAUGAGCAAGAUAGUGAUUCUGGUGCUGAUUAUGACGGCGUCUUCUAUCCCUGUAAAGGUUGUGGUCAGGUACGAUUAAAGUCCUUCUUCUCCCCCUUUCCCCUAGGGCCUUCGGACAUCUAUGCUCGUAACCCACACUGUGGCUGGAAAGGCACGGACUGGAGAGCCCCCGAGAUCAUCACAUCUAUGUCUACCACUGCCAGCACUAUCAGUGUGAUAUUGUGUGGGAGAAGACGAAAGCACAGCUAG
This is a messenger RNA of Coniosporium apollinis CBS 100218, 1494 nucleotides long. RefSeq lists its product as uncharacterized. The record is from RefSeq and is a predicted model, not a curated record. The transcript has a single exon. Bases 1 to 1494 code for a protein of 497 amino acids. NCBI's taxonomy places the organism in Eukaryota, Fungi, Ascomycota, Dothideomycetes.